AACAUUUACUUUACUCCAUUACUCGCCGUCACCAUCAGACGGCGACGGCGGCAGAAGUCUCAGGCCGAAUUUACCAUAUUACCCCUAUAUUUCUCCCUUUUUUUCACAAAACCGUUGAAUUGAACCUCACUUGGUCUCUUACUUGUUGUUUACGCGAUCAUCACAUAACUCUUCAUCUCCAAGUUAUUCCAACUAUCCCCUUUCUUCUGCAAAUUCGAUUUCACAAUUUCAUCAAUCAUCAUCACCGGCAUAUGGCUGCCUUCAUUGAUUCAUGAUCGAUGAAGUUCCACAGUAUUAAUAAGUAUCUUCAGGGGUUACAUGAUGAGAUGCGACAGUAAUCGACACUUUUAUCCGUUAACAAGCUUCCAGAUAGGGGAUUUGCAGUCUUAUCUUUCGGAUCUUAGCCUUUUCUUGGCCCCCGAUAGCAAAGAGUUCUACGUAUUAGUGGAUAACAGGCCAUGGUUGGAAGCUCUGCCCUCACGGCCCGCACACUUAUGGCAGUUAAUGGUUACCAAGUCAAGGAUGUCCCCUUUUGCAAACACACGGGGGCAAGGGCGAAAAGGGAAGAAAGAUACCACAGUGUUUAUUGAACAGGAAGCCGGAUCUAAAUCAUCAAACCACUCGAAAAACUUGAAAAAAUGGUUCUCAGUGAUUAAUGCCGCAACACUAUCAAAAAAGAGGGCUUUGUUACCUGUUAAAAAGCUCAGGAGUUCCUUGCUUGCCAAUAGUAAGUUGCAUAGAACUUUGUUUGGGUUUAUCGUGUUUCAAGUGGCGUGGAAAGAUGUUCGUGGUAUCAAUUACGUAAAUGAGCUUCAGACCGACACAUCUCUUGCUAUAGAGGCUAAAUACAUGAAAAGAUGGGAAUUUGAUAGCAUAAAUCAAGCGGUUAAAUGCAUAAAUACAUGGUUUCCGGGGACACCGCAUGAACAAGAUCUAUUGGAAGAGCAUCUCAACUCCAUGCUAGGAGACGAAUUCCAUGAUGCAUCCAGUGAAUUUCCAGACAGCCACAGUACAAACGAUAAUGAAAAAAUCUCGAAUGCUAGUGCGAGUGGGCCCGACGGAUCUCCCCGCACACCGCGGUGCAAUCUUAGUGAAAAAAUAGAAAUAGAAACUUCAUUCAAUCAAACAAGUAUACCACAUACGCCCCCUCCCGAUGGACCCUAUAAAAGACGGAAACUAAUGUCUCCUAUAGGAAUUAACAUGAAUUCAAGUUUUUAUACCGAAAUUACCAAUGGCGAAAGCGUUUGCACACCAAUGGCCUCAUCUUACUCAAAUGAUUGCGAAGAAACAACUGAACCUAUGGAGUACAAGGAUGCGUUACUUAUGUUUCGGUUCAACGAUCAUGACCUCCCGUUUGAAUUACAAAAAAUCAUAUUAUCUGAUAUACGAUUACUCACUCUAUUAGAAGCGGGACUUCCAUCCUGGGUAAUUUUCUGUCAAUCGUAUCCCGUAUUUUGUCAUAUUUACCGCCCAUGGAUGUGCCCUUUAGCUCGGGCUCUAUACGUAGCAAUUUCCAUUGUUACGGUCGUUAUCGGUUUCUACGAUUUGUACAAAAACGUUCCCGUGCUAAAAGCUACCGCCUCCCGGUUAUGUGGGCCCCUUUUCGAUUGGAUAGAAACAUGGGAGAUGGUGUCGAGAAUUAAAUAUUUGGGUACUAUGUUGUUUCUGCAUAACUCUGAGAAGGCAGUUAUGUGGUUCUUGAUGAUGACACGUACCGUUCGGUCUUUUGUUUCGAUUGUCACACAACCGUUAAAGGGCCCGUUUUCGGAUUUUAUUGAGGUUAUAUUUCCGGUUUGGACGUUGUUAAUCCAAACGGGCCAAUAUUUAUUCUCGUUUGUUUGGGUUUUGAUGGAAAGUUCUUGGGACGUAUUGGAGGAUCUAAUUGAAGUCGUAUUAAUGCCUGUGUGGUUCAUCUCUUCGGUUAUUUGGAUUAUUGUAUCGACUGUUAUGUACCCAAUAUUUUGGUGCAUUUGGGGAAUGCUCUAUGCUCCAGUUAGUCUCAUUCUUGGUCUAUCCAAUUUCGUGGGAUAUGUUUAUAACGAAACAUAUGAUUUAGCUCGAGACAUAUGGCUUGUUGCAAGUGGGUUCUUCAAGUUGGCUUCAAACGCUGAGUCAGCAGUCAACACGUAUGAGGUUUCUAUUUGGCGGUCUCUCUGGAAUGAUCUAUUUUCUCAGGUUUUUCGUGCUGUUCGGAGUAUUUUAAACGGAUUUGUGGCAUUUUUUACAGCUUGCAACAGACAUCGAUUAAGCAUAUAUAAUCAUUCACAGGAACUCAUUAGAACGAUUAAUCAUCCAGCCCAGAGGCCAGUGCCCUCGAAUUCUAGCCACCGAUCACAUGGAUCUGGAAAUCAAACGCGGGGAGAGGCUGAAGAAAGAAAGGUGACGCCACCUAGGAGAAACUUAAAACAGAGUUGAUAUUCACUAAUUAGUUAUAACUGCUGGCCCAUAAUUGUAUAGAACUACCAUUAUCUAUGUUAUGUUAAUAGCGUUAGGUAAUUUUGUAUAGAUGUAUAUUUGAACGUAUUUAGUAGGUUGAGGUGUUCCUAAACCGUUGAAACAGACUGAGCCGGUCCAACUGAAACAACUCAGUUGGUAGACUGCUCAGUUGGUUGGUUUAGCCGGUUUGAGAUUUAUAUGGCUUGGUUCACAUCUUGGUUUUGGCGGUUUGUAACUUGAAAGUGGGAAAGUGGCCGCGCAAAACCGGGCUGCCAGUUUUGUUAAUAUGCAACUAUACCAUAUUUAUCAUUUUAAA
This is a messenger RNA of Helianthus annuus (common sunflower), 2752 nucleotides long. RefSeq lists its product as uncharacterized. The record is from RefSeq and is a predicted model, not a curated record. The transcript is spliced from 10 exons. Bases 319 to 2415 code for a protein of 698 amino acids. Lineage: Eukaryota; Viridiplantae; Streptophyta; Magnoliopsida; Asterales; Asteraceae.